AACAGCUGCUUUACAAAACUGGAAACCUGGAGAAUGAAACUAAAGAGAGAUUAGGUAAUUUAAUGAGGAGCAGAAGAGAAAUUUAGAAUGGAUCUACUGAAUGUGCUUAGGAAGGGAAUUAGACCUGAAAUGCAGUCCCAGUUAAAGACCAGGAGGCAAUCAAGGAGGGGUUAAAGAGAUCAGAUCAGAACCAUCAUGGAACAGUCCAAUUCAUUCUUGAUUAUUUGUAUUAGUUUUCUACUUGUUGAAGCUUCAGCGCACAAUGAAACUGCAUCACCAAAUAACACAACAACAGAGCCUCCAGAAGAGAACAAUUCACACCAACAACUACUUACUUCAAUGUUGAUCCUGCUUCUUGUGUUCAUCAUUUUCAUUCUUCUAGCUGGCUAUUUUUUCAGGUUCAGAAAACAUAGGAAAGCUGUUGUGAACUCUAGUGACAAAAAGAUGCCAAAUGGAAUCUUAGAAGAGCAAGAACAGCAAAGAGUGAUGCUACUUAGCAGGUCUCCUUCUGGCCCCAAAAAGUACUUUCCUAUUCCAGUGGGGCAUCUGGAGGAAGAAAUACGGAUAAGAUCAGCAGAUGAUGGGAAACAGUUUCGGGAAGAAUAUAAUUCAUUACCAGCUCGAUGCUUGCAAGGAACAUUUGAAAUGGCAAAUAAAGAAGAAAACAGAGAGAAAAAUAGAUAUCCCAACAUCCUUCCUUAUGAUCAUUCCAGAGUAAUUUUGUCCCAAAUAGAAGGAAUUCAGUCUUCAGACUAUAUUAAUGCUUCAUACAUAGAUGGUUACACAGAAAAUAAUAAAUUUAUAGCUGCUCAAGGCCCUAAGCAAGAAACAGUUAAUGAUUUCUGGAGGAUGAUAUGGGAGCAGAAAUCUGCAAUUAUUGUUAUGUUAACAAACUUGAAAGAAAGAAAAGAGGAUAAGUGUCAUCAAUACUGGCCAGAUCAAGGAUGCUGGACUUAUGGAAAUAUCAGAGUUUCUGUGGAAGAUAGUAUUGUUCUUGUGGACUACACCAUUCGCAAGUUUUGUAUUCAGUCCCAGCUUCAUGAUGGCUGUAAAAUUCCAAGGCUUGUAACACAGCUCCAUUUUACCAGCUGGCCUGAUUUUGGUGUGCCUUUCACACCCAUUGGGAUGUUGAAGUUUCUAAAAAAAGUCAAAACAUUGAAUCCUUCACAUGCUGGACCAAUUGUGGUUCACUGUAGUGCUGGUGUGGGUCGAACAGGCACAUUUAUAGUAAUAGAUGCGAUGAUAGAGAUGAUGCAUGCUGAGCAGAAAGUUGGUGUUUUUGAGUUUGUUACAAAAAUCCGUAAUCAGCGCCCACAAAUGGUUCAGACUGAUAUGCAGUAUUCAUUCAUUUAUCAAGCCUUACUAGAAUACUACCUCUAUGGCGACACAGAACUAGAUGUGUCCUCCUUAGAAAAGCACCUUCAAGCAUCACAGAACACAACACCACAUCUUGUCAAAACAGGAGUAGAGGAAGAAUUUAAAAAAUUAACAAAUGUUCGAAUAAUGAAAGAAAACAUGAGAACUGGCAAUCUGCCAGCGAAUAUGAAGAAAGCCAGGGUCAUCCAGAUCAUUCCAUAUGACUUUAAUAGAGUGAUUCUUUCAAUGAAAAGAGGUCAAGAAUAUACAGACUACAUAAAUGCCUCCUUCAUAGAUGGCUAUCGCCAAAAGGAUUAUUUCAUUGCAACCCAAGGACCACUUCCUCAUACAGUGGAAGACUUUUGGCGAAUGGUGUGGGAGUGGAAAUGUCACACAAUUGUUAUGCUUACAGAAGUUCAAGAAAGGGAACAGGAAAAAUGUUUUCAGUACUGGCCAUCAGAGGGCUCUGUAACUCACGGAGAGAUAAAUAUAGAGAUAAAGAAUGACAGCCUUUUGGAUGCUAUAAGCAUAAGGGACUUCAUGAUCACAUUCAAUCAGGAGAAGCAGAGCAGACUUGUCCGACAGUUUCAUUUUCAUGGAUGGCCUGAAAUUGGAAUUCCUGCAGAAGGAAAAGGAAUGAUUGACCUCAUUGCAGCUGUCCAAAAACAGCAGCAGCAGACAGGAAACCAUCCAAUUACUGUGCAUUGCAGUGCUGGAGCUGGAAGAACAGGUACAUUCAUCGCACUCAGCAAUGUUCUGGAACGAGUAAAGGCUGAGGGGCUCUUAGAUGUGUUUCAAGCUGUGAAGAGUUUAAGAAUGCAAAGGCCACAUAUGGUGCAAACGCUGGAACAGUAUGAAUUCUGCUACAAAGUGGUACAAGAUUUCAUUGAUAUAUUUUCUGAUUAUGCUAAUUUCAAAUAAAACUUCCUGCCUUAUUUUUUAUUUAAUAGUCUGUAUAAAGAUUUGUAAAUUGUUAAUUUAUAUCAUAUUUCCUUUAUAAUAAUUCCUACUGUAAAUGAUAUUGCCUAUGUAUGUUGCUUUAAAAGUCACACUUGCUGUAUAAAAUUAUAAAUUACUCAAAUAUAAAUAUCUUUUAAAAGCUAAUUAUAAUAAAUGUUCAUAUACAAAAUAUCAAUAUAUAUGUUGUUAUUGUAUACAUUUUUAACCAAAUCUUAGUUUAAUUUCUUUCUUUCCAUUUUCAAAAAAAGUAAAGUGUUUAUCAAUAUAAAUUUUAAUUCCCACGUUUACCAGCCCCUAAAUUGUACAAAACUAUUUUUAAAUGUAUAUUAAAUAGUGAAUCAAAGAUAACAUGUUUUAAAGAUAAAUUAUUAUUCUGAGUGUUACCCUUCUUAUACUGAAGUCAGUUACAAACAACUGAUUUCAUGAGUAAUAAUGCUAAUUAGGAGCCAGAGUCUCAUACACUUACUCAUUUUCAGUAGCACCUCACUCUAUAAAUAGUGCCACUGAAGUCAAUUAGACUGUUCCUAGAGUAAGGUGCUAUUCAAUGUGAGUAACAGUGCCUGAGUAUGGGGUUUGGAGUAUAACAACAUAUGCUGCAGUUGCAACUUAAAAACAAAAUCUAACAGCCAGGUUUUGUAAAGCCAGUACACAGCUCUAUUUCAAGUUAAGCUGUUAGAAAUAAUUCCAUGUAAAUACAGUUUAGUAAGUUAUUUGAUUUGUGUCAUUUUGAAAGUUCAUUUUACUUUGCUUUUUUAUUAAAUGUAAUGUAUUUUUAAAAUGUUCCUGACUGAAAUAGUUUUGUAAUUUAUGAGUAACUUUAUCACUAUUUUGAAAAUCUUUUGCAUGUCAGAAGAUUAAAUUUUGCUCUUGAAUACUUUUGCUAUACCUGAGCUUCUGUUAACUAUUGCAAGAAACUUUAUUCCUGUUGCCACAAACAGACAUAGAGCUUGAUAUAUGUAUAGUACAGAAAUGGACAGACUCUCUGCUUGAAUGGAAUAUAAAAGCAACUUCUUAAUUUUUUUGAAACAGCUAUUUAAUAUUGAAAUCCUACUGCUAUCAACAGUAAAGGUUGCUGAUAGGAUGUAUGUUCUUAAAAUAAUAUCUUCAUAGUUAAAAAAGCAGAUCUUUCCCCAAUAAAAAAGGGGGUAAAUAUGUGUGCAUGUGUAUAUAUAAUGAAAUAUUUCAUAGACCUGAACAGAAUUUGAGGGAUGGAAAACACAAAAGACACAAAGUAUCUGAAUGUUGAAUUUUUACAAAUAUCUUUCUCAUCCUUUAAAAAGCUUAUAUAAAUUAAUAAGCACAAAUAAAUAUGAAAAUAUCUAAUGUUAAUAUCUAAUAUGCAAUAGUUCUGUCUUGUUUAAUUGGUUGAUUUUUGAAUGCAAACAUAAAAGCCUUAUUUAAAAAUAAGCAAACCUAAACUGAUGUUUUCAUUCUAGUUCUUGCACUGUUUAACCUUUGUUAAUUUAUUUCCAGAAAUUAUAAAUUAAAAGUAGUUAUUCUAUUAACAAUGCAAAGAGUAACAAAGGUGUUCACACCUCUUCUUUUAUUACACAGAGUGCUGAAAAUGGCUAAGGUUAAAAGUCUUUAAGCACACUAUUUUCAACACUGCCAUUUACUGUUUAUUGUCUUCCCAGUAAUGCACUGCUGUAUAUUUAUUUGUACAGUAAUUAUGCACUUAAAAACUAAGACAACUUGUUGCUAGACUAAACAGUUUGAUGUUAAUGGAUUAAUUCAAACUGGAAGGACCUUUAUUUGACUAAAGAAAAGAAUGUUAAAUAAGCUUUCAAUUCUGGCAUGGUGUGUAAAAAUGGAAAAUAAGAAGACAUCAAAUAAAUGCAGUUACAAAAAUCCAGUACAUUAAGGUGAGCAUUACACAUAUUUGUUGCAUAGAAAGCAUGUAAGAAAGAUACUCAAUUUUAUUUUGAUGAUGAGAUACUUAAUAAUUUUAUCUAUCAGUAAUUACAGAAUUAUUCUCAAAAAUAAAUCUCAAGUGGCAUAGUCUAGUUUUAAUUACAAACAGUUAAACUUCCACUAUUUUCUUUGGGAUUGUGUUCUUACAGUCUCAAUUAAUCUUACUGUUUGGAUUUUUCCCUACUAUUCAGCCUAUGGUUUUUUUUUCACUUUUUCUCUUUAUUCUGUGAUGCUACUUGGACCUGAUUGUGUUCAAAUAUUUGAUAUGUUUAUCUUGAUAUUACCUCACAAUUGCCUCCUGCAGUAGAACUCACAUUUGAGAUGUAGUGUUCAAAAGGAUUCCCUUUAAGGGUGUGUCCACACUGCACUGUUUUUCUAGAAUAACAGCCGUUGUUACAAAAAACAAUACUAACAUCCACAUAGCAAUUGCGUUAUUUCUCGAAAGAGAAUCAAAAUAACAGAUGGCUUUUUCUGACGUCGGUAAACCUCAUUCCACAGGAAAUAAUGCCUCUUUCGAAAAAGCACUUUCGGAAGAAGGUGUGUGUGGAUGCUCCACUGCUGCUGUGUCGAAAUAGCUCCUCACCAGAGCCAUUGUACGUUAUUCCUCCCCAGUGCCUCCUGGGGCUCUAAAUCAAGGUAGCACGUCCACAUUAGGGGAACCUGCCUCAGACUAGUUUGGAGGCUUCCUUGUAGUAGGGAUGCUCUAAUUCAAAAUAAGCUUUUCUGGAAAAGCUUAUUUUUGAAAGAAGAUUGCAGUGUAGACGUACCCUAAUAUACCCUUUGCAGAUUUAGGACCCAGAUAUCUGGUUAAUCAUUACAAAGUAGGGCAGCAAGUUAGCCUGUUGAUGCAGGAAGUAUCUGAUACUAAAGAAAAACUAUUAAAAUUAAACAAAAUGCCAAGAAAUUCUUGAUGUCUUUAAUAUCGACACCUAGGGUACCACAGAAUACCCAUACAAAUAUUUCAGAAGUGAGAAAUACAGCUAAAUAAUGGCAUUUUCUUAUAAUUUAGAAAGCUUGUUUUCCUAUUCUUUUUAGUCCAAUAAGGUUGUAGUACUUAAUAUAACAAUCUAACAAAUAUAUAGAAGGAUUAUCUCUUUUUAAAUGUUCUGUGUUGCAUGGAAUUGCAUUAAAAUGCCAAAUAGCGAUUAGAAAAUGUAAAUUCUGAUCUGUAUGCAUUAUUGGUCACUAUGUGACUGACUUUACUGUCUAUUUUCAUGCAUUACAUUAGACCCCAAUUCAUUAAUGCAUUUAAGUAUACACUUUAAGUUUAUCUCUAUUCAGCAAAUCAUGAAAGAAUGUGCUGAAGUCCCAUUGUCUUUUGUGUUGCUGAAAAAUGCUCUUAAAUGCUUUGCUGAAUUGGGACCUUAAUGAAGAAUGCAUAUUGUAAUUACCAGUGUUUUAAAAAGUAUUUUUAUGUAUCAGUUUUUUAAACUUUAAAAGGAACCUGGCCACCUGUGUUUUCAAUAUUUUGAAAUAUUUUAAUUUCCUUGGUAUAAUUUUAAUGUAAAGUUAAUGAAACUUUUGUGAGUAACAAAUUGUAUUUAAUUUGUCAAAUCUUUAUAAUAUAUGUAUGUAUUAUACAGUUUCAGCUAUCAUUGAUAUUUUCUUUUAUUACAUUUAUAAUUUGAUCUUGCUGUGUUUAUGCCAGUGAAUGUUGCUGAAUUAUUUGUAUAUGCAAAUGCAAGAUCUAAUACAUUUUGA
This is a messenger RNA of Pelodiscus sinensis (Chinese soft-shelled turtle), 5928 nucleotides long. RefSeq names its product protein tyrosine phosphatase receptor type E (gene PTPRE). The record is from RefSeq and is a predicted model, not a curated record. NCBI's taxonomy places the organism in Eukaryota, Metazoa, Chordata, Testudines, Trionychidae. Gene Ontology annotation, molecular function: protein tyrosine phosphatase activity. Gene Ontology annotation, biological process: protein dephosphorylation.